Messenger RNA from Porites evermanni, 26825 nucleotides. NCBI's taxonomy places the organism in Eukaryota, Metazoa, Cnidaria, Anthozoa, Scleractinia, Poritidae. The record is from the annotation of a GenBank genome assembly.
CCUGGGGGAAACCUCGAUACACAACAAGACGCUCCAGAAAUCAGACAACGCUGCACGGAUUUGACUGGUUUUGAGCCAUCUAUUCGGUGAAUGACCAAAAACUUAAAAUGAAAUCUUCUAUAUAGCAACGUCAUUCAGGUGCAGUCCAUAGUUCUUCCUAAAUAGCUUGCAUUAUACACUGCAUAUUGAGGAACAAUGCCGCUACCAACAAAGAUUCCUCGCGGUGGAAAGGCCAGAAGUCAACAUACUGGCCGUGUAUUUGCAAAUCGUUACCGGGUAGAGAAACGACUUGGUAGCGGCAGCUUUGGAACCGUUUUUCUGGUGGAAGAUACGAUGAGUAAAGGCGAAUGGUGAGUUGUUAUCCAUGAUCGAGGCUGUUGCCUUCAAACGAAGGUUUGUUGGCUUCCCAGCGGCUAGGCACGAGCCUUGAUACAACUCCCACCCCCUGUGAAGUAGUGUAACUGCAUCUCCUUACCUCUGGUAGACCAGGGCAACUACUGUUAGAGGUUCUGCAAUAUUUGAUCCUGCAAAGUGAGUGAAUUAUGGCUGCGUCUAUUCCAAGUAUUCCCAUCCUCCCGGACUCGCCACCAGGCAUCUGUCUGGCUUAUGAUAUUCCUUCUUUGGAAAGCUGCAAAUGCUGCACUUAUAGGCUUUUGUUUUCGUAUUACCAUAGAUGUUUCUUUUUAUAGGUGCUAGAAAUAUGAAAUUUAAUUUUAUGACAAUUGAACCCUGUGCUGGAGUAGCUUAAUGUCAAAAGUUGUUCAGACUGUUUUGCUUCUUGAUUAGAAAUCUGAACACACAAGACAAUCUCGGGGAGACAGUCACUGUGUUGUUGUUUAGAGGCUUUGCUAUUGAUUAAGUUAAACCUCCUACAAUCAGAUGCACCAAUUAUAUUUAAAUAAUGUACACAAUAUAAAUUUUUGGCCUGAGUUAAGUAUCAUUAUUAUCACUACACGUGGCCAAAUAACAAAGUGCCCCCUCUAAAAUGCUCCUUUUGCGGGCCAAAUGGCAAAGAGCAGGCUGUAAAUGGAAUUUGCAACCUACAAAAUGAUUUCCUGUUAAACAAUCUUUCCUUAUGAAAUAAAUUUGUGCGAUUUGGCCUUGUGUAUUGAUAAUAAUGAUAAUAACAUUACUUUUGUCAGGCAUAUACCCCGGUAGUUUAUUUGUGUCCCUCAUAGCAUCAUUUGCACCCCCACAACGUUUGAGCGUAAAUGAUGCUACUUCAGUCACAAAUAAAUUAUAUGCCUGACAAAAGUCAUGUGAUUGUCCUAUUCCCACUUGAUAGAAUAUCAUAAACUGCUGCUUAUAAGCUCUGGUAGUGAGGGUCCUUUGGAGGGCUCAUAAAUGGAGGGACUAUAUCCAAGGAGGUUUAUAACCAGAACAAAAAAAGCGCUUUAAAACAAGCCAUAGCAGUACUUAUCAAAAUACGUUUUGCACUUACUGGUAUAAACGUCAUAAUAAAUCAAAUUCGUUUUGAUACCAGCUAGAAGGGAGCUUAUAUCCGGGGAGACUUUUGUUUACAGCUGGAUGGGCCUAUAACUUGGGGGGGGGGACUUAUACAUGUAAGUGAAGGGGUUUAUAAGUGGCAGCCUAUGGUAUUUUUUUCUCUCCAGCUGCAGCUGCUCUAGGGGGCUCAAGUGAGUUAUUUCCUAGUUAUAAUAUUAAUUAUUAAAUUGACUGAUUUAAGUAAAAUGUGAUUGCAGCCAUGUAUUUUGGGUCUUAAAUGAGUUUUAAGCAGUCAUGCAAAUCAUGCAAGAAUAAUAGAUUUUUAUAACUUGGUUAGGUUUAUUUCAACCACCUAAAGGGUAGUUUAGUGCAGGUUAAUACUAUCAAUCAAUUGAUCAUCCCUGCCUCUACAUGACAAUUUUCCAAAUUUAAGCUUUAUCAUAUUUAUAGUAAGCACUACAUUUUUGAAAAAAAUACUUUGUUCUGUCAUUCUCAACUUCAGCGUUUUUUCCUUUAAGGACGGUGCGUACUAUUGUCACUGCGCAAAUUUUCUGCGCAUGCCAAGGUAGUCGAGUGCAACCCGAAACAAAUGUGCAACACGCAGGACACGCUGAUUGGUUUUGUCUCCUGGAAGUCUGGGAGGUUCGAGUUAUUUCUUGUGGAAAAGAUGCGUCAUUUUUCAACAGAUGAAAAAUAAUUUCUAUUUACCUUGUCAGUUCUUUGAAAACCGAAGAAGUAUGCACAUGUUGCUAUUUCUAUGUAUGAUCGAUCUGACCGAACAUUUUAUAGUCAAACAAAAGUCAAUUCUAAAACAUCAAAAGUUAAUGCCUCAAGAUGUUACGCUUAGAGCUUGGGUAUUAAAAAAUCCCUUAAUAGGCAAGGAUCAGUAAAUCAGAAGGAAAAUAGCUCUAAGUCCUCCGCUUAAUCAAGAAACUGCAAGCUUACCUUUCACUCGUUUCCUUCGCGUUUUAUCGGCUAAUCGGCUAUAAACACUUUCCCGAAUAUUUCUUUAAUUUUGUAAGAUUUUAUGUAAUUAUUCACCAGAAGAUAGAUUUAAAGUGUUCGAGUACUUACAGAUGUACCUUUUAUUGCGAGUCGGCGGCUUUUAUUUGUUGAACAAACAAGAAAAAAACUAUCACAAGAUUGUUUGGAUUGCUGAGAUCGCAGCUUCACAAAUAGUUGCGGACCGCAAAGGAAACGCUUUCAUUGUGGAAAAAAUAAUAAAAAACAUUUUUAUGCUUUUUGAGCUAUUUUGAAAAAACAGCUCAUAUGUCAGUGGUGUGAUGUAUGUAUCUUUGUGGCUUUGUAUCUUUGUAUGUUGGGAUGUUUGUUGCAAGAGCCAAUAAGGUUGAAGGUACUAUGACUUGAUGCUUAGGAACCAAUGAGAUCUUGGCAUCUAUUUAAACAUGGCAUUGGUAAAGGUCGAACAAGGGCACUUUGAGACUGCCAUCUUGAUUCUUCACAAUUUUUUUGUCUUUUAUUACGGCUACAGGUGUUUGGAAGAAUUGCAUUAAAUAUCUUCAUGAUUCAAACGCUGUGUACAGUGAUGCAGCUGUUUAAGGGUUCAUAUUUUAGUAUGGAUGCUGCUUCAAGGCAUUUCUGACAUAAUUCGGCUAUUGGUACAACGCACGUCAGUAUGAGUUCUGUUUCACCUGCUACAACUGGGUAGAGUAUAAAAGAUCAUAUAUUUUCAAAGCUCUUCCAAUGAAGCAAUAAUUGAUAUUUAGAUAUAGACUUUAAUUCGAAAGUAUGCGCCCUAUAAAAUGUGGUUUUAGAAGUUUAAAAAGGCAGCUUAUUUUUGUGAAAGCUGUACCGAGUAUUGUUAAUCUUGUAAACAAGCUUUAAAAAUAUUAUUCUCUCGCUUACAAAGUUCAACAGACCUUUUUCGUUCUGGCAAAACAACAUAAAAAGAAUAAUAAGUGAACAACAUGAUACAUCCUUCCUGCAUGCUAAGUAUUAUAGUUUCUGAAACUAUAAUACGUAACUUAAGUAGAAACAGUAGCAUUAGGGAAUAAAAUUGGAAGAAGCUAGUUGACAUAAUAAUUAGAUACUGUUGUAUUGACUGGAGUAACAUGAUACAAGUAGAAAUAUAUUUCGGCAGUUUGAUAAUUUUCUUGGAAGUUAAUAAAUGUUAGGCUAUCAACCUUGACGUUGUAUGAAACAUAAUUUAAUUGCAGAGGUUGUAAUAAAGCCGAGGUGAUUUCUUAAAAUCGCUUGAGAAAAUUUUGUAGUAAAACAAUUUGCCUUUUUUUUUUCACAUACAAAUUGUAAAAGGGCCAUGAGUUUGCAUGAGUUAUUUUUAUAAUUCUGUUUGCUAGAUUACUGUGUGAUAACUCGAAUUCCCUCACAUACGAACCACGAAAGGGGGCAAAGUCCAACACUUUCCAAGCCAGCUGUGUGACUGUACAUCUCAUGCAGAUUGGCUUUUCACAAUAAUAAUAGUAACUUGGACGUAUGAAGACGUGUUUUUCUCGUUAAGUAACCAAUGCCCUAAAAAAGGCUCUUGUCUUUUAAGAAGCAGUAGCUUUUAAAACAUGAAGAAAUAAGUUGUCGGAGUUAAAGACUGUUUCACAAAUGUUGAUAAAUGUUAGGUUAUCAACCUUGACGUUGCAUGAAACAUAAUUUAAUUGCAGAGGUUGUAAUAAAGCCGAGGUGAUUUCUUAAAAUCGUUUGAGAAAAUUUUGUAGGAAACAAUUUGCUUUUUUUUUUGCGUACGAAUUGUAAAAGGGCCAAAGACCAACAUCUUCACAUGCAAAUUGUGUGCAUGAGUUAUUUUUAUAAUUCUGUUUACUAGUUUACUGUGUGAUAACUCGAAUUCCCUCACGUACGAACCACGAAGGGGGGCAAAGUCCAACACUUUCACAUGCCAGCUGUGUGACAGUACAUCUCAUGCAGAUUGGCUUUUCACAAUGAUAAAUGGUAACUUGGACGUAUGAAGACCUGUUUCGUUUUGUAACCAAUGCCUUAAAAAAGGCUCUUGUCUUUUAAGAAGCAAUAGCUUUUAAAACAUGAAGAAAUAAGUUGUCGGAGUUAAAGACUGUUUCACUGAGUAGAAUUGCACGUGAAAACCUCGUGAAUUAUGAUGAUGCAACCAUCUACCUCAAUGAUAAAAAUCCUGGUAUUUCGUAACUAUUCAGUCUUCGAUGUGUCACAUUUUGGCUUGAGAGACUCCGAGGAAACCUUAGGGUUUUCCUUCUAGUCAACGUUUGGUGAGUAGAAAUUUAUUUUACUUUAACAGUUUGUUUAACUUGCACCAGGUGUAACAGGGAAAGACAGAGGAAAGUGAAUAUAUAGGUUGAGGAUCAACUCAGCUGAGCGUUUUGCGUUUUCAUUUAUGUACCGCAAUACCCAAUUUCGCACAAAAACCAAAUCUACAUUUAGGAUGAAAAAGGUAGAUUCAUCACUCUUGGUAAGGUUACACCGAAGUAUUAUAGUUAUACUGAAGCAUUCAAAAUAGCUCAUGCACGUUUAACGUGCCUAUGUUUACUAUUAUCAUUGUUAUUUAAACAUUUUGGCAUUACUAAGCAUUGAAAUUAUUGACUUAUUGGCAGCUUGUCAUGUAGAUAGUAUUUCUUAAUGUUCAAUUUCACGCCACACGUCAUCUGGACAUUUUAGACAUAGCUGCCAUUUGGCUCUUUACAAACUAAAGAUGGAAGGUAAAAUAAAGUAUUUCCACUCUAAGACUUUCUUAGGUUUAACAGACACCGUUAAGUCUAAUAUUAACAUUUAGAAACGAAAAAUAGUGAAUGAUCAUGACCCAGAAUGCUACAGUAAAAAAAAUCAAAACGAAAUACAUAAAAUGAUCAUUAUAGCCCAGUGCAUAUAUAAGGGUACAAAGACGCAUUCUGUACAACUACUUUCACACUAUUCAGCUUUUUUAAAAGAGAGCUCAUGUAUGGAACUUGAGUCAAUGCAAAUCAUUUAUGUCAUAUGACACUUGUGGCAAAGCCCGAAAGAGAUAGCCCAAAGCACAGAUAUAAGCUCAUUGAAUGUAUGCAAGUUUAAUAACAUAUUUGAUCGAGGUACCCGGUAAAAUGAUAAAAAAACGGUAGAAGGUUUACAAUCCAUGUUACAUCUACAGUUCAAAAAAUCUUGAGGACAUGUACAGGUAAGCAAACGAUUGAAGGAAUACCUGUCUUAGAGUCCCUGUCGACUAUUUGCCACUACAGUACAGUAGUUUGUUUACAACACCAGCCGUGGAUCUUGAGCUCGCCAUACUACUCUAUGUGCGCUGCAAGUAAUCUUUAAUACCUUGGAGAUUGCUCUUCUUCAAAAAUCUUUGUUAAAUGUUUGAGACGGAGAAGCUUCAGUUGAAUGAAAUGUUUUCCUUAGAGUCCAUGAAAUGUCCUGCUUCACUUUCUGUUUUUGCUCUCCUCCGUGUGUUGUUGUUUUCUCUGACUGUUAGCCAUUUUGGAUAUCCCAGAGUACUUCGUGUUGAGUGAAGCAAUAGUGAAACUGACUGGGGAGGGGAUGGGGAAAAUUGUAAAUAACCCCCAAAGCGAUUAAGUUAAGGUUGAAACCAACCAAUUUAACUUCUAAAAACGCGCGGUAAGCCCUACCUUUUAUGUUACCAAAUGAAAGUAAUAAGCCUAUUUAGCAAACAAUCAAUUUAAUGUCGUUUACACUAUUUUUGAGGCAAACGCGUGGAGAGGGGUAACUGCUGAUAACUUUCCAGUUGUGCUGAUAUUUCAAAAAAAGACGUAUAAAGAGCAGUUGUUAUGUUAUCAUUUGUUGCUUAUUUUGAAACCUUGUUACAAUUAUCAUUGCACUUGUGGCAGUUCAUGUGUACACUCUGAAAUUUGGGGAAAAAAUAACUUUUUAUCAUUUUUUUCAAAAAUGCCCCUUCAGUGUUUUUGAAGCGCAGUUAUCUCUGAAAAAUGCGUGGUUACCCCCAGUAUUCUUUUUGGAUUUCAAUAGCUGCUGAUAUGAUCUACUUGUCUCACACAGUCAUUAUCUGGGAAAAAAUACUUCCCAUUAGUGGGCACUGUCCUUAAACACAUUUGAGUCUGGCUGCUUGUAAAAGUUAACCUAGUUAAAUUUGUUUAAACCAAGAGUACAUUUUGAAAAAUAUAAAUAUAUAUAUAUAUUUUUAAAAAUAACCUGGUUAACUUGCUAGGUGUGGUCGCGGCCGUUGUUAUUGUUGUUUAACUUUGGCUCAAUCAUCAGCUUUUGAUCACAAACAAGUGAUGUGACAUAUUGGAUCACAAAAAAAUGCAUGGUCAAAUAAGGCUGGUAUUACGUCAAAUUGACCACAGGCUUUUACCUUUGUGUGCUGUACCUCACUUUCAUGGCCUCUUGAUUUUCACAUUCAAAAACUUUUCUUAUGUAUUUAUACAGUGGUAGAAGUUACUUUGAAGGAAGACUUAAGGGAAGGUUUUGUCUUGUAUGUUUUGCCUCACCAAUCAUGUUUUCUGUAUGUUAUAAAAUGCAAAUUUCACUUUUUUGCCAUCAUAAAUCAGAAAUGACUGUGUAACAAUUUGUUAUUUUUAAGGAAGAUUGAGUUAGUUUAUCUCUCCUCAAGUUUCAUUGAUAGUAGAAAUUAGGUAACCUUGAACAUAUUUACCAUUCACAUGAUUGUUAACUUGUUAUGGGCUGUUGUAUUUAGGAAAGUUUUAAAGGAAAUCUUUGUUGGCGAACUGCAACCAGAUGAAACAGUUGAUGCAAUGAGAGAAGCUAAGUUGUUGUCCACGGUAUGUGUUAUUUUUAUAGUGUUUUACCUCUGAUGGGUGAUGCGUCUUUCUCUAAAAUCCUUGUGUAAUCACUUUAAUGAGCCAAACACACUUUUAAAAAUGUUAUGUAUGUGACCAGCCGAUGGAACUGAGACUUUUGAUCAUCCCCCUAAUUUCAACCUUCAGUCACUGAACUGCCAUAUAAAGAAAAUGCUUGCAAACAAUAACUAUUUUAAUCUACCAAAAUCUGAUCCAAAACCAAGGUUAUCUUGGACAACUUAUGCAUCCAACCACUGUGCAUUCUUAGUCAGCAGCAAUCUCAGAUGUGCCAUGCAAAACCAUGGAGAAUGGCGCAUUAACUGGCUGGCAUGUUUCCUUGAUACUCACAGUAACCUAGCCUCCUGGAUAAACAACCCUGGCGAAAGACUUAUGAUCAUCAAUCCUUUGUACAUAUAUGUUGUGGUUCAAUUUUAUGCUAAGUUUAAAUUUUAUUUUCUUUUGUUUUUGUAUAUAGCAAUGUAUGAUAAUGAGUUUGAAACAAAGGAAAAUAAAAUUUAAAUGGUUAACUUAGCAUAAAUUUUGUUAUUAAUAACUGCAGUCAUUUUAUUAAUGUUAAUGUAAACAAUAAAGUUUUUAUUUUUUCCAAACCAAAACUUCCAAAUAAUUAUGUGGGUAAUUUACCCUCUUUGUAAUGCCAAGUAGUUCAUUUGAAAUACAAGUAUCUACAUGUACACUGUAUAGAAUGAUAUUGUCUGUUGCAAAACCUUUAUCUGGCAACAAUUUUUAAACAACUUAUGCUCUGUAUUUUUUCAGCUAAAUCACCCUAACAUUGUCAAGUUCUUUGAUAGUUUCAUUGAUGGAGAAUCAUUUUGUAUAGUUACUGAGUAUUGUGAGGUAAGUGGCAUUUUUGCCUCUCUAGUUUGGCUAAAACCGACCAAACUCUACUGUGAGAGGUUGUUUGAUUUUCUCUUCCCUUUUUUUUUUCAAGAAUUACCCCUCACUAUAACUUUUUGCAGAAAAAUGACUGGCUAUAAAGAAGCAGGAACUGCCCAAAUGCUUUUUAUAGGUCUAUCACCUAGUGACCUUCUGUGAACCAGGUGCAUAAUAUCAGUUUCCCAAGUUCAAGCAUGCACAGAAAGCAAAAUUUAGAGAAAGAAGUCUUGACUUUGUGGCCCCUUUUUUUUUCUUUCGUGAGCAUUUAUUAAGCUUCAUUUCAGCGAGGAAAAGGAAGGAUCAUAGGAGUAGGUGGAAUUUUUGGGUCAACUUUACAAGGUUUUUUUUGCCUUUUUUCUCCAGCCUCUUUGACUGAAUCAUGCUUAUUCUGGUAUGUUAAAAGACUUCUUCCCCCUGUAGUUGGAUGACAAAGUUGUCCUUGACCAUUAAAACUGAUGAAUUCAGAAGUGACUCAAAACCAUGGAUCCUCAUAAGGGUGUGGUGGUCCAGGGGCAAAUAGGGUUAAUCAAAGCAGCUAAAAUUCUUCUUUUGCUGAUUUUUUCACUUGAUAAUUUGGCAUUUCAUGACCAGAUUUUGUUUUUUAUUCUGAAAUCUGGAUUUUCUCCAGGAAACUAGGUGCUUGGAAAUUUUGCUGAAAAACACGUUUUGAGGCUUAAGACAUUCCGUUUUCUGUUCACUGUCUGGCUAUUGGAGGCAUCAUGAAAUUGCUCCUACACCAGAGAAAGUUUAAUAUAAAAAUUAUUACCUUGCAUACGUGCAUGUAAUUUACGUAUAAUACCGGUAACCACAUUUUAAUGACUCAACUUAAUUUUAGCUUAUCAUUUACAGGGCGUUAGUAAUUUUUUACAUACUGGUUACUUAAAAAUGUUUGUUUUUCUGUUCUAAACUGAAGGGUGGUGAUUUGGAUGACAAAAUCAAGGCUUGGAAGAAAGCUGGCAAGAGUUUUGAUGAAUCACUGAUUUUGGCUUGGUUUAUUCAAUUGGUUUUAGCUGUUAAGUUCAUGCAUGAAAAGUAAGAUUACAUCAGCUGUGCUUUUAUUGUAUAUUUGCACUAUCAGUUUCUUACUAGAUAAAUAAACUAUGUGAGUACCUUUUUAUUGUUAACAAACUUGAUGUGUCAACCUACAAGCACUUUCCUGCUGCUGGUGGACCUGUGGCUCUUUGUAGCCACCAUCUUUAUUAGUCAGUUCAUGCACAAAGAAUAAAGUUACUUUCGCAAGCAGAACUGAUACUUUCUACCAUUAAGCAAAGUUAGGACUCUGUCUAAACCCGCCAGCUGAUUGCUUUCUUUUCAUGAAGUGUUCAUUGGCCAUAUUGCUAGCUUUUGCUACAUGUACUUUUUUAAGAUCCCUCUGCUUGACCCACUCUUUUCUUAAAGUCAAACUUCUUUGCACUAUUCUAGCGUCCUGAAAUAAAUUUGAAAAUGUCCUUUAUUCCCACAGUUCCUGCAGGCAUAAUCACUUUGCUGGGCAGCUACAAUGAGGGACAUAAGUGUUGAGACACUUCUAUAUUUAUGGCUCCUUUUUACACUUGUGUACCCCCACCCCCUCCCCCCAAAAUCAUUGUUGUAUUUUAGACCCUCAGUUCUUCCUUUUACUCCAAGCAACAUUGAUUCAGGGGUGGGUGGGGGGAUUCAUGGUGUUGAAAAAGAAUGAAAUAAUAAACGAAUGAAAUUGUUGAUAAGAGUGCAUAUAAUUUUUAGAUGCGUGUGUCAACUAUUGUUGAAUAAUAUUGGGUGAUAAGCUUUUUCUAUUGCUGGAGCUUGCCGCUUACAAGAAUGGCUCUCAUAAGUGACCACUAGAGGUGUAAGUUAUAAAUGGCUGCUUCCAAGAGCUUGUCCAACUACAAAUAAACAUUGAAAAUGCAAGAAAAAUGUUUGUUAAGUGUUUGGCUAUACUGUUGUUCUGACAUUAUGUUGCAAUUUUCAGUUACAAGCAUAAAAUUCAAGUGGUGUUUUGAAUUGUAAUCGGACUUGUAUGUGAAAAAAACAACUCUGAAAGUGAGGUAAAUUUAUUUUGACAGACAGCCAUUUUAGGAAGUUGAUGUAUUAAAAUACAAGAUUUACAGGGGAAUGAGAUUUCAGGUGUCUGCUCACAGGAACGUAAAAACAAACUAAAAUCUAACUGGUAGACCCUGAAAGUGUCUGUAGAUGCCUUUGAUAAUUGUCUGCUUACAGGAAUGUAAAAAUACAGAGUUUGUAUUGGAGUUGAAACAGGGUUUUGUGAAGACAGCCAUAAGAAGAGCUGUCCACUGACAAGAGUGUCUGUUAAGAGAGCUUCCACUGUAGUUGAUUUCUAUUAAUUUCUGUUAAACAGAUAACACAAUCAUGUAUAAAGAAUAUGACACCUUAGACCCUGCAAGAAGGAUAUUAAGUAUAUUCUCUACUGGAAGUGUACUUUAAAGGUAGAUGUUUGUUUGUUUUCAGGAAAAUCUUACAUAGAGACUUAAAGACAAGGUAAGCUUGAUGUAGACGCUGUGCUUGAUUUCUUUGAAACCUGUUUCUCAGAGUAGUAACCGCCGCCCAGUUAGUUCAAUGGGAUAAGCGCCAGUCUGCUGAGCGGGAGGCUGUAGGUUCAAACCCCUGCCGGACCAACACUCAGGGUCUUUAAAUAACUGAGGAGAAAGUGCUGCCUUUGUAAUAACAUCUGCAAACAGUUUGACUUUCUAGUCUUCUCGGAUAAGGUCGAUAAACCGUAGGCCUGUCGUGCAAGCCCUUGCAUACGUAAUAAAAAAUCUGUGGAACGUUAAAGAACCCACACAUUCUUGGUAAAAAGUAGGGCACGUAGUGCCCUGUGUAGUGGUCUAUCUCACUUUCACACUCAUGUAUGGGGGCAUCAUUACUCAUUCCUUCACUACUUGUAAACUGCACCUUAAGCAGUCUGGCAAAGUCCCCCAACCAUGUUGUAAAUUAUCCCCGAAAAGCCCUUAGGAGAGUGGAUAAUGUGAUAUUUACUACUUUAUAUUACUAGUAGGCAAGGGUAGAACUGAUCUGCCUCAAAUCACCAAAAAAUGUGUGGUAGAUUUCCUUUACAAAGAGUUCGUGGAGUGGCAAGUGAGAUCAGCUUGGUUUGGAGUGAGAAUGUGGGGUUGAGAUAGACUGAAUUUGAAAUAGGUGAAUUAAAACACUGAGAUAUAUAGAAUUUUUAAGAUUGCUUCCCUUGACAACAAAUGCCCUAAUUCACCCUGUCAGUAUAUAUUAAAUAUGUACCAGGAACCAUCAGUUCAGGUAUAUUGCAUGAGUUCAAAAUAAUUAUAGUGGACAAGCAUACCUUUGAUCCUUAUGCAUGCAUGGUACAAUUUCAUCUUGUUAAUGUUGAGAAGGCUGGGUUAGCUGGCUACAGCUGUGUGGGUCUCCUUUUACUUGGAUCACUUUUUCUCUGCCUGAACCUUUUUAAUGACUUACCAUUUUGUCCAACAAAAGGCCAAGAAUUUAUGGCCUUACAGUCAAACAAGUAAAACCAUGAACACCUGAAAUACUUUCAGGAAUGUUUAUUCUGUUACGACUCAUCACAGCAAAGAUCAGGACACAUGAACUAUAACCACAAAACCACAAACUAAUUAACGUUGUUGCUUGUGGUUUUGUUUGUCGUGCCCAAUUGGCUCUUUUUUCUUGCAAAACUUUAAGCAUCUCUUGCAAUGGCACUGUAAUUUUAAUUUUUUGUGUAAUUAUUUAGUAAGCUAAUGAUUUUAAUAAUAAUAGUGUUUUAUUUAUAUAUUUCAGGAACAUUUUUUUAAAGAAUAAUUUCAUAAAAUUAGGUAUGUGGUGUACAAUGUUAACCUAAGAGUUGGGAUACUGUGAGGUUUAUCUAGCUGUGUUGUUUUUAUAUAGCUAAGUGAAUCUGUUGAUUCAAUAAAUUUUCUGAGUACUAGUAUAGGCAUCUCUAUCAUUGAAUUUUUCCAAAUGCCUGUUUCAGUUGGACAAAAAUAACAGCUUCCUUCAGCUCCACUCUUUCCCUUUUUGACAACAAUAAGCAAAGACGUGUAACAUUAAACCCAAGUCAGCUGAGUCAUUGACUGAAAAAAAAAACAUUCUUUAGUAUAUAAAACUCACAAGGCUAAAAAUUCACUGUCAAUUUUACCUCAUAGCAAAUAUUUCAUUCUUAGCUACAUUCUACCUGUAUCUAUAUUUAUUGUUACGUAAACCCUGGCAGUAGUUUAGUGGCCAUAAUCUCCCACAAGUCCACUGUUACUUAGGGGCUUUACUUUAAGCUGAUUGCAUCUGUUUAAUUAUUUAGCUGCCUUUAUUUUUUAACUUCUAUUUUAUUUGAUUUUAUAAAUAAUGAAGUUUCCAUUUAUAAUGUUGCAGGUCAAACUUAAAUGACAUGUAAUAUCAAUUUGAUAGGUUUAAUUUUUUUUAAACUUAGUUUCCUUUCUCUCCUGGACUUAAUUCAUGAAUACUUUAAUAGGGCUAAGCUGAAUUUAAGUAUGACCUGUAACAUAAUUAUUAUGUAAUAGCGAGAGUAUUUCCUAUCACCCACCCUGAAGAAAGGGUGUAGAGUGUGCAGGGGUUGCAAUUGGAGCCUAUAAUUGAUUGUGGGUCAGCUAAGAACAUUUUACAGUGAUCUUGAAAUUGUAUUACUACCAAUACAAUGAGACUUGAGUUUGUAUUUUUAUUUCUGCCUCAUAGUCCUGAAGUCUUAAGCAAGGGCCCUCACAUCUCAGCAAGUCUUGGAUUUUACAUUCAACACCUCUAGUGUGAAAGAAACAUAAUAAAUGUAUAAUUGCAUGAAAGUACAAAAUGUAUAGCAAGAAAAAUAUAUAUGUCAAAAGAGAAGUAAUGUAAAAAUGAAGGCUAACCAUUAAAAAAAAAAACUUUUACAGGAGAUUAAAAAUAAUGGUCUGUAAAAAACUUCUCCCUUGGGCCAUCAGAAUAUUUGCUACAAAUUAAUGUCAGGGGCAAAGCAUGGCCAUUUUGGCAAGUACGCACACGGAUCCAUGCAUAUUUGAAACAAAAUAAUGUUUUUGUUAUCCUUUAAUAGUUACUUCUUUUGGCAGAUAACAUUCUUGUUAACAAUAGAACAUGAUAUUAAAAAAAGCUUUUAAAAUGUUUUUCUUUGAGCUGGUACUGGAAUCAGAAAGUUUUCAAGCACAAAGCACCUCCCCUACAAGAAACUCAAAUAAAAUGGUUUGUUCAAUUGCUAAAUGUUUGGAAUGAAACAAGCUCACCUACUGUCGCUCAAGAAAAAUGACCACUUGAAGUGCAGAAAUUUGGAGUUUAAAAGCAAUUGUUGGAAGAAUUUCGGCGUGUGUGUGGUUGUGUAAAUUUUCUGCAAGUAUAGUCCUUUACUGACUUUUGUGUGUUUCCUUUAUUUCAAUCAUGAAACUGAUCAUGGAACAGACAAUUAUAGUCAGGGCUUUAGUAUUUAUUUAUUUAUUUAUUUAUUUAUUUAUUUUCAGUGAAUAUCUCUAAUGCUUUUCAUUGAAAACGAUUCUACAUCUGUUGAGUGCAAAUUUCCGGCAAAAUUCUUGUUGAUGCUGCACCACAGCUGCACCUAAUGGUCUGCUUCAGCUUUAUACCUCGAUUAUGGUCAGCGUAGUCUGUUCAAUGAUUACCCACUUGAGCAACAUUUAUAGAGAGAGAGAGAAAAGUAAAAAUGAACAGCUUUAAUUUGAAUGGGAAAACUUUCCAGAUAAAUCUUUAAAGGAAUGAUAAUCAGUCAAGAUCGAUUUAAAUGUGUUUCCAUGAAUUUCCUCAGUCCUCCUUCCUUUUUGUUUUAUUCAAAAGCAAUGUAUUAGGGGAUCCACAUAAAAUCUUUUUAAAAAAAAUCCUACCGAUUUCUCAAGUACACAUGUGCAUAUUUGCAUAAAGGACACUACGCCCCUGAUGUAUUUUUAUUUGCAUCCAUCUCAAUCAAUCUACAAUGUUAAAAUUUUGUUAAUCAAUUUAUUUUUUGUUUUAAUUGGGUUUUUAAAUGUAUUAUUUUCAAAUAAUCCAGAGAUGCCUUUUCAAACUGUCCUGAUGAAUAAAAAGUUUCUAAAACAUAUUAAACAGUCCUGUCUGAAGGUGAUGUUUGAGUCCUAGACCUUCAUGAGAACGAUUGUUAUAUAAAUUAUUGUACACCUGACUAGGUCUUACAACUUCAGCAUUUUAAUAUUAAUCUCCUUAAGCUGGCCAAUAGGCCUUUGGCAAUAGUUAGUCACAUGGUCAACUUUCUGUAAACAUAAAAACAGUUUGCUUUUGGAAAAUGUUGUUAGUACGAGCUGAAAGAGCAUAUUAAAAUGAAGAAUUUUCAACUGUAUAACUCAAAAGGAGUGAUUGCAAUGGUCACGAAAAUUAGAAGGAUUUGUAUGACAAAAACUACUCUUGCCACCCAGUCGCGCUUGAGUGUCUUGUGUGGUUUACCAUACAAACCCUUGUAAACUUCCACAAUUUUUUAAACUGUCAUUAAAUCUUUCUCUUACCCAUUUAACUACACAAAUUGCCUGUUACGAAUAAAAAGGAGAUUUUUAGCGCUAUAAGGCUUAAGGAAAUAUUUUACGACAGUUUGAAAAUUUCCAAUUUAACAAGGGUUUGUAUGGAAAACCAGUUAAGCAUGACUGGGUGGCAAAAUUAAUUUUGGGCAGCUGUUGCAAUCUCUACUUUUGAGAUACACAGCUGAAAAUUUACAGGUGACCUAAUUUUCAUACACUCUUUCAGUUCCUGCUAUCAAAAGUUUUCAAAAGUGAACUGUUUUCAUGUUUACGGAAAGUUGAUCACAUGAUCAACUAAUGCAAAAGGCCUCUUUACCUCAUUAAGUCAGAUAAAAAAAUCUUUUUGGAGCUUUGUCAUGAUUAGAUUUUUGCCAAAACUUAUUAAUUCAAAGCCAGUAAUAGUGAAAUUUUUUGCAUAUUUAACCAUGGUAAAACCCUUAAAUUCCAGUUAGUUUACUUUUUUGUAUGUUCUUUAGCAGUAAUGAGCAUAUUUUUUUACUCAGGUGAUCUGGGUAUCUCCAGGAUUCUCAUGGGUACAUCAGAUAUUGCCACUACAUUCACUGGUACUCCAUACUACAUGAGUCCUGAAGUUUUAAAACAUGAAGGAUAUAAAUACAAGUCUGACAUCUGGUAUGAAUGAACAUGUACUUCAUGAUGUCUAAUUAGGUUUUGGUAGGAUGUUAAUCCUGCUAUUACCCUUAAGAUAGAUAAAACUGUUCAGGAGGUGUCUAGCUUACAUGUAUCAUCUGAAUGUGAAUUAGCCUAUUAAUAAUAGUUUAUUCAUUAAUUCAUUUUAUGUGUAACAACCCUCCAAUUUGCGACCAUUUUAGUCGCCACGGUGCCUAGAAUUUUGAAGCUGGUGACUUGAUUUGCAAAAAAGUCUCCCUAAACCUAAAGAAUGGUCACCAAAUGGCGACCAAGUAAAAACUGUACCUUACAUUAAGUUUUGCAUCAUAGGUCUAUGGGUGUGGUGUUGUAUGAACUAUGUAGUCUCCAACAUGCCUUUCAGGGUGAGGUAAGCAUUUAUAGGUGACUGGAAUGACUCAUUGUAUUAAUACUGUAUUGGUACAUGUAUUGGUUAUUUGGGGUAUGUUACUUCUUGACAAUAAAGCAAGACUUAAAAUAACAUGAUUAAAGUCUAGAUGUUUUUUAUUUAACUAUUUGUGCUGUAAGUACUGGUAUAAUAUUAGGUAGGUAGCCUAUAAGCCUACUUCAAACUACAUUGUACCUCUUUUGAGUUGCAUUCCUUUUAGCCAAUCUAAAUCCGGAUUUUGCAAUCGAAAGUUUGAUUUUUUGUUCCAUUAAGGACCAACCUCUGAGCGUGGAUUGUUCAGAUUGGUUUCUCAAUCUGGUUUCAUAUCUUUGUUCCAUUUAAUGAAACUGCUUUUCGAUCGCAAAAACAUACUCGUUCAUCAGUAAACACAGUGGAUCAUGGUUAGUUCAGAUAGAGGUUAUUUAUAUUCCCCCGUUGUUCUAUGCCGCGAGAGGAUUGUAGUAUAUUUAACUCAAGUUCCACUGUCAGUCUAAAUCUGUUAGGAAGUGAAAACGCUUAGAUUUUCUCACUGUAAAACUAUACUGUUCAAUGUCUGUGUGUGUUUAGAACGUGCUUCUCAGCGCUUUAGAAUUCGUAGUUGUCCUCUGAAUUUUCUUGAAUCAAAUUCCAGAUAAUUCUAAGUUGAUGAGUUCCAGUAUGAACCACCACUAGUUAAAGAACUAAUUUUCUCUCUGUUUCUCCACAAGAAGAUGCUUAAUUUAGCAGAAAGAAGUAAAAAACGAUGCAUUGAAAUUGAGAAGAAGAUCGGAGCGGCAGGCAGCUGCUGUAUGGAUCAAUCUUAUUUCAGGUUUUUUUUCCAGUUAGCACGAAAAUCCAAACCAUCUGGAUUGUCCAAAUCCGAAAAAAGUUUGGCUAAAAGGAAUGUAACCUUGAUAUUUUUAAUCUUAUUUGGAAUUUCCUGCCGUUGAAAAAUGGCAGGAAAGGGUGAAGUAAACUAAAAAAUCUGUAUUUUCCAGUCCUGGUUACUCGAUGAAAUGUAUUUUCCCUUACCUAACACUCACAUCUUCUGGGAAUAAAGUACUAAGACCUGUGUGGCGGGUACUGACUUAAGAUGACCUUAUAACCACCGUUUUGUGUCUAGAACAACAACUGCUCAAAUUCCAGGGACCUGUGACAAAGAACUGUUAGGCCAGUCUUACUCACAUCUGUGUCCAACAUGAACAAGCCAUGCAAUGCUGAGAAAGCUAACUAUGGCACAUACAUGUAACAGGGUUCUCAAUAAGAGUGGCAGAUUUCACCAGCUAUUUCACGUGAACUCGCCGCCUACUUUUCUUUAGAAAAAAAGACCCCAAAAAGCCAAAUUUAACAAUGUCUGUGUUCUGUUCAAACACUCUAAUUUUUGCUUCAGAAUACUGAAUGCCUGUGGUGUGAGUUUUUUCCGUCUCUGCCUACUCAACAGCUUUUGCCAUGUACCCUGCAUGUAACAUAAAAAUGCUGUAGGUCAAUGUGUGUUUUAGAUCAGUUUGUUUUCAACCGUGGUCAGUUUGCCUUUCUCCAUGCUAAAUGAAUUUUGUGACCAGGAUCAGUUUGCUCCUAAAUAUAGGUUAAUUUGUUCAAAGUCAGUGAAUUUUCAUGAUUCCUUUUUCCUGUAACUGGCCAGCAUGGCCAUUAUUUUUUAGGAAUUGCUAUAAGCUAAAUAUAUUUUGUUUCAGAGUUUAAUGAGUGUGAUGUAUAGAAUUGUGGAAGGAGAGCCACCUAAACUACCUGAAAAAUACAGUGAACAGCUACAGGAUUUGUACAAGAGGUAUGUUUAUUAUCAUCAGAGGAUUGUAAAAUAAUAAUUAUAUUUUAGAAAUAAGGAAACAUGCCGGCAGUAAAACCAGGGUAGACCAGAGUGAGUGGGGUAAUUUAUUGUCCUUUAACAUCAUAUUUGCUUAUGUAUUUAUUUACUGUAGUUGACAGACUGCUUCCUAAUUUUUUUUAUGGGGAUGAAAAUCUUAUUGGCACAAAUUUACCUUGUUUUCGUGCAAGCUACUUGGCUCAUUUUGAAUUUCACUUUCACCAGGAGAUUAUUAUGCUUCUUCAAAAUGAUCUGAUAUAAUAUCUCACACAUGAAUAUGAUUGGAUUUCUAAUGUGCUUUGUUUAUUGAAUAAAUUUAAUUUAUUUUGCCUCUUUAGGAUGUUAGAUAAAAACCCAGCCAAUCGACCAAGUGCAAGUGAAGUUCUUAGAAAUGACUAUGUUGCAGAGAAUUUAGCGGUAUGUUGUCUGCCUCUCCUUUAUACCUAUUAAUUUCAGGGGAAAAGGAACAACAUUUUGAUUAUAAUCUGAACCUCUCGAUGGAUGACUGAAAGCAUACACUCAGUAGUAUUGAAUGAAUUUGUCACAACCAGUGACAGAUUUAUGCAGACCAGCAUAAAAUAUCAUAAUUAUACAGUGUACAUUUCAUAUAAAUGUGGGAGUCCAAGAUGACCCUUCUGAUUCAAAUAGUAUAAAGCUAACACUUUACCUGGAUCCACAUUUCAAGGAUGUUUUUUUUAUUUUUGGUUGUGCAUGGGCUGAGCAGCAAAGACAAAGAUCCGUUGCUCAGGCCAGUUAGUCAAUGUUACUUGAAUUCAUUCAAACCCCUGAUCCCCAAGAAAUCAUGGGCAAGGUUUUCUUGCAUACUUUAUCAUUCACUCAGCCCUUGGAAAAAGUGUUUCAAGCCCCUGGGUCAGCUCAAUGUCAGCUGCUGCUUUGAUUGGUUCAGUGUAUCAUCUGAUGUCAGCAUCAACUCCCCUUUCUUGUUUUAUUUAUUACAUAAAGUUGUUGAGGCCUGCAUGCAUUGCAAUAGUUGUGAUUGUGAUUCGUUUGUUUUAGUCUUGACUUCAUGCAAAUGUUUAUUACCCUUUCUAAUGGCUUGCAUUGACCUUUGGUAAUCUUAUGGUAUAACUAGUCAACUGGUCUUAGUAACCAAAGCAUGUUCUUGGUGUCCAAUUUUGUUUUUCCUUUGUUCAUUUAACCUUAUAUUGCUUGAUCAAAUUGCCAAAACAGAAUUUGUAGUGUUUAGAAUUUUGUGUUCCUUUAUUCUGCGUUUUUCUCUCUUCACCUUUCUUAGACUAUUUCAUACUUUGACAUACAUUUAAGAAAAGUAACAAUAUUUCUUUUUGAUUGCAGAAAAUAAAAUGUCGAAUAGAACAGUAAGUAUUGUAUUUCUAGAACUAAAGCUAUGUUUUAUAGAUCACGUGGGCUCACGUGGACUAGCAGGACUGACAGUCUGACAGACAGCCUGAGAGAGCAAAGAGGCUGACAGAACAACAGGUUGACAGGGUUAAAAAGGCUGCUUGCCCUCCUUAAAGCUUAUUGACAAGGGCUGACAGGGUAAGAGGGGUGAGUGACCGACAGGGUCUUACAGGGUUGAUAAGGAUUGUUAGGGCUAACAGGACUAUCAAGGUCUGGUAAAUGCUGAUAGAUUUGACAGCCUGGAGUGGUAAGUACUGACAGGGCUCACCUACCUAAGAUGGCUGAGAGGCUGACAGACUAAGAGGGGUUACAUGGUACAUUGCUGACAAGAGGGUUGACAGUUGCUCAGCAGGCCGACAAAGGCUGCUUUUCCUCCUCAAAGCAAACUGAUAGUGGCUAAAAGGUGAUAGAGUUGACAAAGACUGAGAGAGUACUGGGUGACAGAGCUUGUAGCUGCUAAUAAGGGCUAAUAAGGUGCCAUCUUCAAAAGGACUCACAUUCGUAAAGUGUUGCACACUUUUAAGCGAUAGAUAUCGGUAUCCGACUUUAUAGGCCUGUACGCAGUUUUACUGAAGAGUUAAUUUUCUUAAGUUGUUGGAAUGGACAUUAGAUACAUUGGUAAAAUAUUUAUGUUUUGUCAGCUGCAAGAAAGUUGUUGGUACUAAGCCAUAAAUAAUUAAUGUGGUCGUUCGCAGCCGAAAUUCCUUAAAGCAAAAACAACGAUGUCCUUAGUUUGGAAAGGAGGGCAAAAUUAUUUGUCUUAUUUAUCUUUUGCAACAGCAACUGGAAAAUAAAAACAACAGUUACAGGUAACAGACAGUCACGAACUUUCUACCAGACUUGUUUCAAGCUCACUCUCAGCAAUAAUCAAUUUGCCUAAGAUAUGAUCACAUCCGAGGUAACUUUAAAUCAUUUUGCAUGUUAUAGGUCAAAUAAGGAGAGUAAAAUAGGAGAGUCCUAUGAGCGUCGAGGAGGCAGCAGCUUGUAUCAAGAACCAGAAGCGGGCAGGCCUCUUACACCAAUGUAGGUACACAUCCUACUGCUAGCCACAACUUGUUUGUUUUGUCUUUGAUAUCUUCUUCAGUUCUCUUUUCUCUUCUCAAUCAUUUUCUCCUUAAGGUCUACUUACCCUUUUCCUUCACCGUAACAUAGUGUAUGCUUGACAUGUGUGAGCUUUUUCCACAAGAAAUUAAAGAAGGCAGGAUACAACACUCUACUCUUGAACGAAAGAGCAGUUGAUUUGUGAGCUUAUGAUACACACCAAGAGUUAGCAAAGUUAGAUUUCGAGUAAAAUCUUAAAGGCGUUUCCGAGAUAGUGAGAUACCUUGCUGCAGUCUUUUAACUCUUUCGUCUUCAUUCUUGGCCAAAAUUAAAUUAGUGACCACAAUAAAAAGCGCUCAAGUUUAACAGCUUCUUAUUGGCACCAGAGUGUCAAAUUCUUCUUAUUUGAUCUUAGUCCUAUUUUCUAGUUUUGCAAGGAGCGUCCGCUUUCAGCAUUCCUAAGGUGGUAAUUGGUGCGUGAAACCGUUUUUCUAAGCCUUUGCAAGCCUGUGUAAAUGUUUUCUUUUCCAUAAACAUGCUCGUGUACCUCGUGCAUGUCUUCACUUUUAGUUGGGCAGGUUAGAAGUCUAGCAAGAAUCGUCCUGUCUUUCUUGCUGUGUGUGUGUGUGUGUUGGGGGGGAGGGGUAAGGCACCACUCAAACGUACGUCACGUUUGCCUUUGAGCCAUGGUCAGAGAAAUUUUUAUUGCAGCACAUCUAGAAACGUUGUGGAAGAUGGUGCGCAUAACUUCAGUUGACAGGAAAGCACUAAAAAGAAUUGUUUAAAAUGGAUUACUACCUACUUAGAAACAAGGAUUCACCUAUUCCAAUACGUACUGAUCAUUUCUUUAACACAACAUUGCUUGGUCUAUCGAUUGCUUUGUGGUCAAAUGUCUGAUAUUCAGCUUGUUAAAGAGCCUAUAUUUUUUACUAGCGAUUUUGAAGGGUUGUAUAAGUUUCAUUCGUGUCUCGAACCAACGCGCUGCCCAGUUGGGAUGCCACCAAACUAGUGCAUUUGGAAAUGAGAUAGUAUGAAAUACUUAAAUUUAUUUUCUAUCCUCAUUAUGUGAACCAAAUCCUUUAAUACUGUCCACCAUGGCCUGUUGGCAUUCGCUGACUCGCAUUGUAAGAUUUUAACUUUUUACGUCUCUCGGCCAGGGCUUUGAUUGAGCCUUCCUUAAGUAUGACGUAACUCUUGCAUGGGUCAGUGAACGAAAUCCAGUUGUGGAGUCAAAUCAUAUCGAAAAUUUCGGAAAUCAUUUUGUCGUUUUGUCAUCUAAGUCUGAGCAGACAGAGAGUUUAUUAGAGUUGUUCCUGAGUUCGAUUCUCAUUGCCUUUUUCUUCAUUCAAUGCGUGAGAUCAUCAUGAGUGGAUAUUGGCCACGUUUGUUUUAAGCGCUUUUAUGGACCGAAACGACGACGAGGUCAAUGAAAGCACAAAAUUCUUAUCUAAAAGGCUAUCGAAAGUAUAAUGAAAAAUAACGUUUACAUCUAUUUCUAUCACCAGCUGUAAUACAAAGCCGGUCAAGUUCCUAAAAGUUUACUUGUCUAUUCAAUAUCUAUUUCAUUUUAUUAUUGACAGGGAUAAAAUGAAAUUGAGAAAGCAGCAAAGAGCUGAUGAAGAAGCUGAAAGAAUAAGGUUCGUUUUUCUCUGUUUGUGAUCACAGGUAAUUUAAACAAAUUGAUACUGUAAUUACGUUCAAUUUAAUAGACCCACGUUCAAUCUAGAUGCAUUGUGUGUCGAGAAACGGGUGCUUUUUUUAUUUACGAUUGCAAGAGAUUUGAAUAAAUAAGGGUUUCUGCCUCCUAAGUGUUUCACCUUCUGUGUUUUAUGAACACACAAUUCUUUGUCAAACCCGUUAACUCGUCUUCCCGGUGACGACAGUCCCUCUUUUUUAAAUUCGUGUAAAUAAAACUUGUAAAUUAUCGGGGUAGACACUAAAACACCUGUAUGAGAUGACAUCACUGUGCAAUACAAAUAUUGUCGAAUGGCAACUGGGACAGGCGUCAUAUUCAUUGACACACUGUCUCAGAAAUAUGUUCCCUUAAUUGGUAUACUUUUUUAGUUACCCUGAACAGAAAUGUCGUGCAUCCAUCCCUUGUAAGUAGUUAGGUAACUUGUUCUUUGCACGAGAGUUGCGAGUACCCAGUUUUUAAGAAUCCUGGGAGUUCUUAAUCUGUCUGACUGUUGCACAGGGUUACCAAGUUAAGGCUAUCAUCAGUGAAGUCUACCAGCCCUUUUCUCUUUGCAAGCAUCUUACUGUAUGCCAGUGGAGCGUUUACCUAAUUUGGAAUCAAAAAACUGCUGCGUUGCAUAAGUGUAACGAGAUGCUUUAGUUUUCUCUGUGAAGCAGAGGCCCGGGUAAAUGAUUUGGCGGCAUCCAUGAGAUUUCUUCUCUUUAUCGUCAAUCUUGACCAGUGCCAAAAUAGUUUUCAAACAGUUUUUGUUUCUUCCAGGAGGUAUACAGCUCUCCAUUCAGCUGAAAACCAAGCACAGUACAGUUCACAUAAGAAAAAGCAGGUAGGCCUAAGGCCGAGUUCUCCACUUUCUGUUUUAAAGGUUACCUGUUUUUCAUAUGUCUCUUUUGAUCCUAUGUAAUAUUAGUUACUGAUUACCAGUUGAUGGAGGUUUCAGCGUCCUCGUCCCCUUUUCCCAUUUUACUUUCAGAACCAGGUGUCAUUACCAUGGGUUGAGGAGCAUCCCGAUGUGUUUAAUGAUGCUGCAUUCACUAUCACAGCUGCAGACAAACUUGAACCUUCUUCACCCAUAACAGUUUCGGUACCAAUGUCAAGUGACAACAACUAUGACCAGCUCUGUUCUGCAAGUAAGCCCUCAUUCCAUAGCCUGCGAAUACAACCGUCUAUCCUCGCUCAUCGCCUCUGGGGACAUUUAUUAAAAUGAGUUUUGGAAUAUUUAAUACUGUCGGUUCUGAUAUCAUGCGACCAAAGUCUCUCAUUAGUGCUAACAGUCAUACACAACGUACAGCCUCAUUCCCUGGUAUUGAGCGUGCAGUUACCUUGCAUGGACAAAGCCUUACAACCUCAGGAGCUCCCUGAUAUGGGGAUAUGGAGUCAUUUCUUAAAAAAUAAGCCCCAGUUUCAUUUUUCGAUUUCAAUCGUUCCCGUUCUUUUCCAUUCUUUGCUUAAUUUGUUUUUUAUUUUUAUGGAGCUUAUACGUAAACGACCUGUGUACGAAUUUUUCGAGUUGUUCCUAGAUGGCGUUCUUGUACUUUGCAUUUAUUUUUUGCCUGCUUGUUGGAAUCGUGAUAUUUGGGCAGAUUUCUUCGCCCGUACAAGUUAUGCAUAAGGUCCUAUUUCGACCUGACGUUUAUAUUGAUCCAUGAACUAAACGGUACAAGGAUAAUAGUAGUUUGAGGUGAAAUUUAAGAUUUUAAGAAGUAUGCCCUUGUACAAUCUAAUGUAUAGAUUUAGCCGGGGCUAAAAGCGAAGCCUCCGUUUCUUUACUCAUAAUAAAAGCAAUCAAAUUAAAGUGAUAACAUGAACUCUAAGCCCAAAAACAAAUGAAAUCUUUACAUCCCUAAGAGCCUUCGGCAUCAGACACCUUUAGAAGGAGGGGGCUUAAUGAUUAAGAAAAAAUAUCCCGCAAACAAACCUAAAUUGAAAAAAUUGUUAAAUUGUAGGUCUCUUAAGUAGUAGCAAUUUACAGGUUACGAUUUCUAGGGUCGGUGUUUCUGUGUUUAAGGCAUGACCUAAGAGAAAAAUCAGGCCGACUUAAGGACUUUCGUCUUCCCGUAAGCCCAUUAUAUUUUCUUUUCUUUUUUUUUUAAACGGGCCCGGACGAACAGUUAUGUGUAGCCUUUACAUUUAUACCUCACAAUAUCUGAAAGAAAAUUUUACUGUAAGGUGUAUAAUAUUUUCUCGGAGGACAGACAUAGGAAAGCAAACGAUAACCUUUUACGCUACUAAUAACAAUAAUCCAAUCUUUCACUACAAAUACAAACGUUAAUACAGCAACUUACAACUUUUUUUUAUUAAAAAAAAAGAAAACCUCGGGCUCGAAAAGCCGGAGAGUCUGUCCGUUUUGGAAGAGAGGAGAACUCUUUCAUUUUUUCGAUAAGCUCACUUUUUCAGUGAGAAUAUAAAGCCAUAAACAAGCAACUGAAAACAAACGCAAACGCAAACGCAAAAUUCAAGCAGUAUUCAGCUGUAUUCAGGGCACAAGUUAUGGAAAAAGAGCAGAACACUGCAAAACUGCAGUAAUUCUUGAAUUCUACACACUGCAAAAAAGUCCACUUUCGAGUUCGCUAUGACCGCCGAAUUAAAGAACUGAAGACGCAUUUUUUACAGCCUUAGCCUCCAUCUGAAGUAAUAUAUUCACAAAUUGCCACGAGAAAAAGACCUGUUUAUUACUCUAUCUAUUGUGUAUAUUCAAAUUUCAAACACUUACUUACCGGAAUUUCUGAAUAUUUUACUUUACGUCGAGGCUACCCCUGUAUGAAUGUGUCGUUAAUGUUUAUAUUCAGCAGUAAUUUUUAAUUCGAAACUAGAUUAUUCUUGAAUGGCAAGUAAUGAAUGAGAAAAUGAAUAGCAAUUCAAUGCGGGACAUGUACAAACUAAAAAACAACGCUUCAGUUUUAAUUCAAGAAAGGGCCCGUCUGAAUGUUUCUAAAAAUCUUACGAUCUGUAGUCUCAUGGUCGUUUUUUGAGCUAAUGUUAUGAAUGAACAAUGACAGAUAAAUAACUUAAUUUCUUGAAAAUUUUUAUUCAAAAACCCAUACCUUAGUCCUAAAAAGCAAUUUGCGUAUGACAAGUUAAAUAGUUGCGUUCACCCAAGUUAAAUCGGUCGAGCACAUGGUAAAAAAAUUAAUUUCAAAUGCACAUUUUGUGGUUUUUCUUUCACGCCGAUGUCAUAAUGUAGAAAGCGUCUCCGUGAAAUACAAAAAUUCCUUUUUAAAAACGUACUUUUCUUUGAUCAUAGAGUACGGAAUGUACCUCAAGUGUCUUCAGAAACCUCUUUGCCUUGGUUGGUUCAAAACAAGCCAAGCGGUCCGAUCCGCCGUGUAGAAAACAAGGUCGGAUCCCUCGAAAGACAAUUUCAGAGCGAAAAGCUUUCGUUUGUCCACAAAAAAGAAACUGAGCAUUCUUUUGAACUUUCUCUUUCCAUUUGUGUCUUUUAUGGGCGUGUUUUCAAUCUUGAAAUGGAAAACUUUAGUCUUGAAAACCACCACAUCAUGAACGCGCGCCAGCCAUUCUGUUCAUGGAUGACAUUUACAAAGGUGUCAAAUCCGUUUCUUCCCUCACCCCCUAAAUGGUUAACAUGACCAUUGGACAUUUGUGGGGGAGCGGGGUAUGGGUGAUUUUACUGAUAUAGUCUCUGGAGUUAGAAAUUUUUUCCCCGACAUAUAACGGUGUAAGAUUUUUUUCAGCAUUGUCCGUCAUGAACGAUAUUUUUCUCAGUUCAGGAUAUUUUUCUCACCAGGAAUUUAUUUGCGUGCUUUUAUCCUCUCGAAAUCAGUCUGCAGGACAUUUUUUCCCAAAUCACCCAUAACCGCCUCAGAAGUUAAAUGGUCGGCCCCCAUAAAAUUUACCAAACAUUUGGUCAGUUGACAGAUUCUGAUUUGUCAAUCAUUUCUAAAGGCUUUUGAAACAAUAGGGGACAAAACUCUCGAGGGAGGAAGGAAGGAAUUCGUUUCUACUUACCCCUACCCGGAAAGUCCGUACGGACGGAUAGUUUACCAAAUUUUAUUACCCAUGGUGCUCCGCUGUGCGCGCUUCGCGCGCGCGGAGGCUACGCUAUAAACACUGAGACUGCUUAGAGCCCUCACUGGCGAGGACCAGUGAUUUUGUGAGCCGUUUAAAAUGAUUUGUGAUCAAGUUAAAUUCAUUUCAGGUGAAGAUUCUUUGGCUUUAACGAAUGUGACAGAAAUUCCUGAUGAUGCAGACUUAGCAGAAACAUUUUAUUCCCAGUUUGAAGAUGAGUUUGAAAAUGAUGACAGUGAAAACGAAGUUGAGCCGGAUGAAGAUGAUUUGAGUGCACUAAUGGGACAAAUGCAGGAUGCAUUGGAUCAGACAUCAUCUGCUGAUGAUACAUUUGCUGAAGCUGAAUUUUCAAACCCGAGUGAACUUACAGACUCAUUGAGACAUCAGAGAAUUCAAGCCUUACGGACGUAUCCUUUUGAGAAUAGCAGCUGUGGUAGUGAAGACAAAAAAAAUUAAGAGAUUCGGAACACGCUCUAUACUGUUCAUUUGCCGCUGAUGUAAGCAAUUUGCCCAGUUCGAUUUACAAAUAUUAAGCUUCACAGAAAAGGACAAUUUACUUGUUCAGUGGUCUUGUUUUGAUUGACAACAUAAUUACAUUACUUUCUACAGUUCAAUUUUUGAUGAUAUUAUCAUAUCUCAAAACCAGUUAAAAACCAGGCUCCCAGAAUUCGGGGAAAAUUUUGGCGGCGGAGGUGCCCAUUGUUGUCGCCGGCUUUGCUUGCUCGUGCCGCCAGAAUUCUCCACGUACUUGUCUGCUCGCAUGUUAAAGCACUACCUAACUAAACUUAGUUUCACGUUUCUCUUGUUGAUAAUUUUUCCAGUGUUACUCAGGUUAAGAGCAGGAAACCAAAUCCUUAAUUCACAGUUAGCGAGUGUGAACGACUGCUUGGUGUUGAAGCGUUUCAUCGGGUGUACUCUUACCUGAAAAAAGCUCGCUUUGGAGACGAGAUUAGCAAUGAAGAUUCAAUUCUGGAUGGCCUGGCAAAAAUUGUAGAUAAACCAGGAGACUGCUUCUUAGUGGACCAACUUCUAUUUAUGGAAAAACAGGCUGAAAUUGCCUCAAUGACGUAACACAUAGAUAUGUUAUUUGAAAUUCGUGAAAAAGGGAAUGGAAUUCUAGAGGCGAUUGCUUGUCGAAACUAUGUUUUUAUCACAGAGGACAGAAUUACCUGAAUUGACCAACAAUGACGUUGUUUGCUAAUCGAUGAGAGGCCAUAGUUGCCUGCAGUGUACAGCCGCCCCCUCCUUCAAAAAAUUCCGGGGGAAGGCGCGCGGCUGUGCACAAGCCGCUAGGGUUACGGUCGUGUCAAAUAUUUAUUUUUGUACCUUCAAUUACAGGUCUGUAUGUUUGCGAUUUUUUUCGUGGAAAAAA